UUUUUGUGAUUGGGAAUGGAUUCUGGAAAGGCAAUCAACAUGAUCACAGAAUGCAGCAAUUGCUAUCAAAAAAAACACUCCCAACUUCACAUUCACAGAGAACAAACACGUAGGUGUUUGUCUGUGACUUGCUCUAUUCAGGCCCUCUCCCACUGCCAGGACAGCUCUGCUUCCAGCUGCACAGGCAGCAUUAUCACUGGGUGCUAUUUUUGGCUCCUGAGUACAUCUCAUCCUUCCCACGCCAGCCCUGGUACAAAGGACACAAACUCCUCUCUGCACUCCUUGUCCUGCACGGUGCCGCUGCCGGCUCCGUCCCUGCUGCUCAGGGGUCUCCGGACACUUUUCCUUGAUCCUUCUCAGUUUCUGGGCAAGAGGCUUUCCAUCCAAAGCUUCGUGUGGGAGGCUUCAUGUUGGCAUCCAGAGUACAUGUCCCAAAUAUGUCCAGCCUCACUUUCUGAUCCUAGUGCCAAAGAGCUGCAGACAGAUGACAGCAGCUCUCCUCCUUCCAUACUGAGGAAAAGGCCACCUGUGGACCAAGCUGUGGGGGAAAAGCGGAGAGCGGAGCGAAGGGUUCGAUUUCGUGAGCCAGAAGAAGUCAUUGAACAUGUAAUUUCCUGCUGUGACUACGUAGUGGCAGAUGACAGGACAUCAUCUGGAUUGCCUGUGCUCCUGUGGCUCCUGUUUUGUACAGUGCUGAUCCUUGCUGUGAGUCUCUACUACACCAGCAUGAAGCAAGAUGUCACAGUCCUGGAGGAAUUUCAAUCCCGACUUGUCAUCUUCUUUCUUCACAUAAGACACGUUGCUCAGAGGUGCUGGACUUGGUUUCUGAGGCAGUAGCAGUGUCCUCCAGCCUGACACUGCUAAGAAACAUCAGUGCAAAGCUCCCAGCCUACUGCAGCCACAUGCAAGGAACACAUGAGCAUCCACCUCAAAGAGCAAGGAAAUCACCCCUGCUGUGCACCAUCCAGCAAACACUUGUUCUCCUGUUUCCUUCUUUGUUGUUUUCCUUUGUUUCCCAUCAAUGAACAUUCAUACUAAUGCCUUGAGGUCCCACCAAACUCAUGUUCCAUCCACCCUGAAGAGCAAACAAGUAUCUGGAUUUGGUUACCCAGAGUUUAUAAGCUGCUGAUAUGAGGAGCAAAAGCGGAGAGAGAAAUACAUUGAUCUGUGCAGGCAUCAGCAAACUCACAAGUCUUGUGAGUCUCGGGUCAAGGCUUUAGAUACCAAACCAUCUUUCUCCUCAAGUCUCCUAAGAAUUAUUCUGCAAAGGUUAAAAUAAAGCUGAGCUAUUGCACAGACACUGCUCUGCUGGCCAAAGGCUUGGCAAGCUGCUAUAUUUAUACACCUGAAACAAUUAUUAGUAAAAUCCCAGCAAAUGGCUUUCUUGUUUCCUUUCAUGCAUUUUUUUCAUCCAUGGGCAAAAGGCUGGUUCUUAAUGCUUCACUUGACUCCCAGGUGUAGAAAAGAACAAGAAAACUCAUUUCUUGUUCUUUUCUACAAAUAAACAGAAAAUAGUUUAUUUGCCUAAGAUAAUAAAUAGCAGCAUUGAAACCCAGGUUAAUCAUCAAAACAGUAGUUUAAUCCUGUGGGCUUGAUUCAGUCCAUAAACCCCACAGGCUGACAUGCAGGAUUUAUGAUAGUGCUUGUAUUCAGACAGAGGUUAUGCCUGAGUAUUCAAGGCCUUAUAUCAUGAUAAUAUGGACUGCUUAUGAAGGUGUGGAAUGCAAAGUUCCUUUAUCAUUAUCCCACCAUCCUAUGCAUUUCUCUGAAAGGAAUCCUUUUAAUGGAGAUCAUGUGAAACGGUGCUCUGGCUAUCUGAGAGGAGAACAAAUGACUGCAAGUUCAUGAGCUUCAAAGAACCAGCACAAACAGCUUUUUAGAUCUUAGAUUCUGCUCAGCUAGCACCUGAUGUCUGCCUGGGGUUAUUUACUAUGGUAAAAUUGACAUCAGAACCUGUAAGUAAAAGAAAAAGAGGAAAAAAGUCGGGGGGGGGGAACACUGUAGAGAAGAUAAAGAGAUGUCUGCAAGACCUUGGCUUAUAUUCCCCCUGCCAUUGCAACCAUCAAAAAGAAAAAAAUGGUGCUUUAUUUCUAGUUAUUUUUUUAAAAGAGGGCCAUGCAUCUGCCCCAGCAACCUUCUCCCAGGCAGCCCAAGAACUUUAACCAGGAGAGGAUAAACAGGAACACAACGUGCAAUCUCCUCUCCGGAGAAGAGGGGGCAGCAGCUUGAUUGAGAACAAGUCAGAAAAAUUGCAGCCCAAGACAUAAAGAAGUGCCUUCAGUGGCUCCUCUUAUGCCUCUCCUAAGCUGUCAAAGCCACAGGCAGGCAUUGGACACGGGCUGGCCUGGAGAGCAGAGGGUGCUCAGGGAAGCAGAGGGUACUGCAGGAGCAGGGUUUGGCUCAGGGGGUUGUGUGCAGAUCACUCAGGUACCCCAGCUCAAAGGGUGAGUCCCACCCCUGCUUCCCUCCCUUCUACCCUGUCUCAGCCCUGCUGUUUAGGUAAUAAAGAAGAAAGGUUUUAAA
Messenger RNA from Passer montanus (Eurasian tree sparrow), 2523 nucleotides. It is a transcript of the gene CUNH14orf180, whose product is annotated as chromosome unknown C14orf180 homolog. The transcript has 4 exons. The coding region runs from base 16 to 837 and encodes 273 amino acids. Lineage: Eukaryota; Metazoa; Chordata; Aves; Passeriformes; Passeridae. The record is from RefSeq and is a predicted model, not a curated record.